This is a messenger RNA of Brienomyrus brachyistius, 7694 nucleotides long. RefSeq names its product laminin, beta 2 (laminin S) (gene lamb2). Gene Ontology annotation, biological process: substrate adhesion-dependent cell spreading; cell migration; basement membrane assembly. The record is from RefSeq and is a predicted model, not a curated record. Gene Ontology annotation, cellular component: laminin trimer. The transcript has 35 exons. Bases 194 to 5566 code for a protein of 1790 amino acids. NCBI's taxonomy places the organism in Eukaryota, Metazoa, Chordata, Actinopteri, Osteoglossiformes, Mormyridae. Gene Ontology annotation, molecular function: extracellular matrix structural constituent.
GCAAGUACAGCACUCUGUAGUCGAACAUCUUCUCAGAGUCCGAUCUGCUUCAAAUAGCACAGUGAUCUCUAAUCGUACCGUUUCAAAUGAAAGUAUUAGUUUCGUAGGGCACGGGAGAUAAGUUAUAAAGAAGAACAGGAGCACCCAGCAUUGCAGGUUAAACAGGAGUGAAAGAGCUGAUGAACUUUGGGACAUGCACCGGCUGCUCGUAACACUGGCGCUUGUCCUGGCUGGCUCCGCGGCCCAGGAGCCCGACCAGCCCCACGGCUGCAUGCAUGGUAGCUGUUACCCAGCCACUGGAGACUUACUGGUUGGCAGAGAGAAGAGUCUGAAGGCCUCAUCCACCUGUGGGCUGCGCAAGAAGGAGCCUUACUGCAUCGUCAGCCACUUGCAGGACGAGAAAAAGUGUUUCCAGUGUGACUCACGCCGGCCGUACGAUGCCGUCUACAACACCAACAGCCACCGUAUUGAAAACGUCAUCACCACCUUCCAGCCUCAUCGGAAGAAAUCCUGGUGGCAGUCGGAGAACGGCAAGUCAGAGGUUCACAUGCAGCUGGAUCUGGAGGCUGAGUUCCACUUCACACAUCUCAUCAUGACCUUCAAGACUUUCCGGCCGGCCGCCAUGCUGAUCGAGCGUUCCUCCGACUUUGGCCGCACGUGGCAGGUGUACCGCUACUUCGCCUAUGACUGUGCCUCCAUCUUCCCUGGGGUCUCCCAGGGGCCCCUGCGCCAUGUGGAUGACGUAAUCUGUGAGUCCCGCUACUCUGACAUCGAGCCAUCCACAGAGGGAGAGGUGAUCUACAGGGUCCUGGACCCAGCCAUCCACAUACAGGACCCAUACAGCCCCAGAAUUCAGAACCAGCUGAGGAUCACCAACCUACGUGUGAACCUCACAAAGCUGCACACGCUGGGGGACAACCUGCUGGACUCGCGCUUGGAGAUCAAGGAGAAGUACUACUAUGCCGUGUAUGAGAUGGUGGUGCGUGGGAACUGCUUCUGCUACGGCCAUGCCUCUGAGUGUGCCCCUAUCGAGGGGAUUAGGGGGGAUAUUGAGGGCAUGGUGCAUGGGAGGUGUGUCUGCAAGCACAACACUAAUGGACUGAACUGUGAGCGGUGUGACGACUUCUACAACAACGUCCCCUGGAGGCCAGCUGAGGGCAGAAGCACCAACGCUUGCCAGAAAUGCAACUGCAACCAGCACUCAGACAAGUGCCACUUCGACAUGGCUGUGUACCUGGCCACGGGGAAUGUGAGCGGCGGCGUGUGUGACAACUGCCUACACAACACCAUGGGGCGUAACUGCGAGAUAUGCAAGCCCUUCUACUACCAGGACCCUGCCAGGGACAUCCGGGACCCCGCAGUGUGUGUCCCCUGUGACUGCGACCCCGAUGGCUCCCUCAACGGCGGUGUCUGUGACGGGCACGACGAGCCCAGCCUGGGCAUGAUGGCCGGCCAGUGUCGCUGCAAGGAGCACGUGCGGGGUCGGCGUUGCGACCACUGCAAGGCGGGCUACUUUGGGCUCAGCGCGGACGACCCCCGAGGCUGCCAGCCAUGCCGGUGCGACUCCAUGGGUUCAGUGUUGGAAGGCGCCCAGUGCGACCCAGUCACUGGAGACUGCUUCUGCAAACGCCUGGUGACGGGUCGGACUUGCAGUCAGUGUCUGCCGGAACACUGGGCGCUGAGUCACGAUUCGAAUGGCUGUCGGGAGUGUGACUGUGACGUAGGCGGGGCAACAGACAACCACUGCUCCAUGGACACUGGCCAAUGCCGUUGUCGAAGUCACAUGAUUGGGCGCCAGUGUAACCAGGUGGAGCCUGGCUUUUACUUCAUGGCUCUGGACCACUACACCUAUGAGGCAGAACUGGCUAAACUGGGCCAGGGAUGCACUGUUGUGGAAAGGGAAAUGCAGCCUGGUCGCACAGCCACUUGGACCGGCACUGGUUUUGCCCGUGUUCCUAAAGGCAGCACCCUGGAGUUUUCCAUCAGCAACAUCCCAUACUCGAUAGAGUAUGACGUGUUGAUUCGCUAUGAAUCACAGAUGCUACAUGACUGGGAGGAGGUUCACGUGAGUGUGGUGAGGCCAGGCCCGAUUCCCACCAGCAGCCCCUGUGGCAAUACCAUCCCUGCAGACGACCUGCUGACCGUGUCCCUGCCCAUCGUCUCCAGGUUUGUAGUUCUGCCAAGGCCUGUCUGCCUGGAAAGGGGAGUGAGCUACACCCUGCGGCUGGAAUUCCCGUACUUCUCCAGGCAGAGCACUGUCCCGAACCCUAGUAUCCUGAUUGACUCUAUCUCCCUGCUCCCUCGAUACUCCUCCCUGGAGAUGUUCAUUGCUGGGGAUCCCGCAUCCAUUGCCCGCAAGCAGACCUUCGAGCUCCAUCGCUGCCACGACACAGGCAAGGCUGUGAUGCGCUCUCUGCUCAGCGACACCUGCAGCAAGCUGCUCGCCAGCAUGUCCGCCAUCAUCAACGAUGGAGCUCUGCCCUGCCAGUGUGACCCCCAGGGUUCAAUGAGCUCUGAGUGUAACGCUCAUGGAGGCCAGUGUAGCUGUAAGCCGCAUGUGAUUGGCCGGCGCUGCGACCAAUGUGCCCCAGGGACCUACGGCUUCAGGUCUGCGGGGUGUACACUGUGCAGUUGCAGCAUGGAGGGCUCGCGCACCCCCUUCUGCCAUCAGCACACGGGCCAAUGCUCCUGCAACCCUGGGGCCUUCGGGCUGCACUGCGACAGGUGCCAGCAUGGGCACUGGGGCUUCCCCAACUGCAAGCCGUGCCGCUGCAAUGGGCACGCCGAUGAAUGCGAGGAGAGGACCGGCCGCUGCUUAAACUGCAGGGGGAACACAGCGGGGGACAAGUGUGAAAGGUGCGCCAGUGGUUACUAUGGCAAACCGGAGCUGGAGUCGGGGAGUCAAUGCCGGCCCUGCCCCUGCCCUGACAGCCCCACCAGCGGUCACCACUUUGCGGCCUCCUGCUACCAGGACACCCGCAGCCACCAAGUGGUCUGCAACUGUAACCAGGGCUACACAGGAAUGGUUAAACGCUCCAAGGGGAUCAUCCAGCGCUCUCGCUGUGACGAGUGUGCCCCUGGUUACUACGGCAACCCCUCAGAGCCGGGUGGCCGCUGCCAGAUGUGCCAGUGCAGCAACAACAUCGAUAUGACCGACCCGGAAUCAUGUGACCGCCGCACAGGGGAGUGCAGGAAGUGCCUUUACAACACGGAGGGGCCCGACUGUGGAAUGUGUAAGAUUGGCUACUACGGGGAUGCCAAGCGACGGAACUGCAGGAAAUGCACCUGUAACUUCCUGGGCACCGAGCACAAACAGUGCUCCUCUCCGGACAAGUGUGUGUGCAACCGCGGGACAGGCCAGUGCCAGUGUCUGCCCAACGUUAGCGGUCAGACCUGCGACCACUGUAUCGCCAACUACUGGAAUAUGGCCAGCGGCCGUGGCUGCGAACCCUGCAACUGUGACCCCAUCAACGCUGUUUCAGCCUCCUGUAAUGAGUUUACAGGCCAGUGCCCCUGCCGUGAUGGGUUUGGGGGAAAGACCUGCACAGAAUGCCAAGAGAAUUUCUGGGGCAAUCCCAAGGUCCAGUGCAGAGCCUGUGACUGUGACCGGCGUGGCAUCGAGACACCGCAGUGUAACCGCCUGAACGGGCACUGCGUGUGUCGGCCAGGCGUGUCAGGUGUGCGCUGCGACCAGUGUGCCCGCGGCUUCUCAGGGCACUUCCCAGACUGCCAGCCCUGCCACCAGUGCUUUGGCGACUGGGACCGUGUGGUCCAGGAUCUGGUGGCCCGUACCAAAGCCCUGACUGAGCGGGCCCAUGAGAUUCAGCUCACUGGCCUGACUGGCGCCUAUGAGAAGAGCUUUCGCGAGAUGGAGAAGAAGCUGGCCAAGGUCCAGGGCAUCGUUAACAGCCGCAAUGCUACAGCUGAGACCAUCACCAGCCUCAUGACCCUGACUGAGGACCUCAGGGCUCGAAUUGGUGAGACUACAGAGAGGCUGAAUCGCCUGGAGUCAGAGCUGACCAACGUGCAGGACGGCAACUAUGAGGCCAGCAGCCAGCUAAGUGCCCUGGAGAGAGAGGCCAGGGAACUCAACCUGACCUCUGACCAGCUUAGCCACCAGCUGGACAUUCUCAAGAACUCCAACUUUCUGGGUGCCUAUGACAGCAUCCGCAGCUCCUAUAACAAAUCCCGAGAGGCGGAACGCCUUGCCAAGCUGGCCACGACCCACGUGCCGAGCAUCGUCACCCAGUCAGCGGACAUGCGGCGGAAGACGGAGCGCCUGAUGGCUGCCAAGAAGGACGAUUUUAACCGCAAGAAUGCUGCGAACAAGCGCGCCCUGCAGGACCUGGCUGCCAAGACACACAUGCUGGACCUAAAGAAGAUCAAUGAGAAGGUCUGUGGCGUUCCUGGCGAUGUGCCGUGUGAUGAGAGCCCCUGUGGUGGCGCCGGUUGCCGCGAUGAUGAUGGAAACAGGCACUGCGGGGGUCUAAACUGCAACGGUGCAGUGGCAACUGCAGGCAACGCGCUUGAGAGGGCUAAACAUGCUGAGAAGGAGCUGAACAAGGCUAUGGCUGAGGUGGAGGAGCUCUUCCAGAAAGUGGCCAAGGCCAAGAUGCAGGCGAUGGAGGCGAAGGGAAAGGCCCAGGCAGCCCUGGACAAGGCCAACAACACCAAGGCCAAAGUGGAGCAGUCCAACAACAAGCUCCGUGACCUCAUCAAGGAGAUCCGUGACUUCCUCACACAAGAGGGCGCCGAUCCGGACAGCAUUGAGGCUGUGGCUACCCGCGUUCUGGAGCUGACCAUCCCAGCCUCCCCUCAGCAGAUCCGACACUUAGCCGGCGAGAUCAAGGACAAGGUCAACAGCUUGUCUAACGUGGACGCCAUCUUGGAGCAGACGCAGGACGAUGUGCGCAAAGCCAGGCAGCUUCUGCAGGAUGCCAAGAAGGCCAAGAAUCGUGCCGAGAGCGUCAAAUCGGUGGCGGAAACAGUGAAACACGCUCUUGAUGAUGCCCACAAGGCACAGACUGCUGCCGAGAAGGCCAUCCAGCGUGCCCAGGAAGACAUCGGCAGCACAGAGGAUCGCAUAGCGCAGGUGAAUUCAGAGACCUCUGCCAGGGAGAAAGACCUGAAUGAUGCCAUGGAUCACCUGGGCCACCUCAGCCGGCAGAUCGAGGCUCUGAAGACCAAGCAUGCAAACAACAGCCUAGUAGCAUCACGUGCUGAGGAAACGGCCACCAUGGCAAGGGAUAAGGCCAAUGAGGCCAAGCAGGCGUUGGAUGGUGAGCUGAAUGACAAGUACCGGAUGGCGCAGGACCUAGUGGACCGCAAGGCCAAGAUGGUCCAAGAUGCAAAGAAGAAGGCGGAGCGACUGCGGGACGAAGCCAAAAAGCUGCUACAGAACGCACAGAACAAGCUUCAGAGGCUGGCAGAACUGGAGAAAAAUUAUGAGGACAAUCAGAAGAUACUAGAGGGAAAAGCUAGGCAGCUUGAUGGACUGGAAGACAAAAUGAAGGCCAUCCUCAAUGACAUCAACAAGCAAAUUCAAAUUUAUAAUACAUGCCAGUAACAACCAGCCUUUGUCCACUCAAUCAUGACUGGACUGCACUUUACUGCGAACAGCAAAACACUCAAACCACCGAAUGUCACUGUGCUGAAUCUGUAAACCCUGCAUUCUAGUGGAUGAUGUUGGGUACUGCAACCAAAAAAACUGUAGUCUUUUGUGUUCAAAGUAAAAUGGUCUGGUUCUGCUCUUUGAGGCUUGCAGCUGGGUUUUAUUGGUAGAUUUUGCUACCUGAAAUUAGGCAUCAAGCAAUAACUUAAAAUGAAAACCAGCAGCAGCCCCCAAGGACCAGAAUUUUCACGAAAGUUCUGGAUUCUAUUGUGCCUUCAUUGAAUUCUUACUUUGCCAGACAAAUGUGGCUAAACUUUCCUCUACACAGGUGGUAUGACAGAGUUCAAGCAUUCAAAGGUAUGACAAGUAAGAAGAAUACAUUAGUACCGAGGAUGAUAGUAUUGUAUGGAAGAAACAAUAUUUCUUACCUUAUCUUAGUUAUGCAGUAAAAGGAAGUCCUGUUUAUAAAGGCAAGGCAGUGAGUAGAAGUUAUUUUAAAAGUUUGAAUUUCUUUUGUUUUUAGCACAACUUAUGAAGUGCAUAAAAUGUUAUAUAUUUUUAAAAAGUUUAACAAUAAAUAAUUUAUGCACAACAAGAAAGUUCUGACCAGCCAUCACAUUUACUAUUGCAGCAAUAUAUCUGAUGCUAUAAAGUUACUCUUCGAAUAACAGAUCAUUUUUAACUCUAGUCAUUAAAAGACCAAAGAGAAUACAUAUAACUUGAUAUACCAGAUGUUAAAUACAAUCGGUUUUGGGUGAUAGAUGUUACUAAGCAUCCCGAAAAAUAUGAUAUGAAAAGGCAUUCAGAUUACAAUUAUGGGAAUUAUGACAUGUGGGAAAGUUCUGGAGUUCUGAUGACCAGCCUGAUGAGACGAAGGUUCAUCUGAAACAGAGCAGCUGGUGUGUAUUUGUACAUAUUUGUACAAAUCAGAAAGUCAGAAAAGACAACAGACAUAACAUAUUUUAUUCCUAAAGUAAGCACAUCCUACAUCAACUCUCUUAUGCAAUGAAAUCGUUGAAGCUGGGCCACAGUUAAUUUUACACAUUGUAGCAAUUACUUAAAACAAAGUGUCCUAUAGCACAUCUGUUACAGUUCCAGGUAAAUUCAUUCUAAUAAAAUUGCAAUAAUAAGAAAACAUCGUGUACCUUUACAUUUUUGAUAACUCAUCCAUUCUUCUGUUCAACCCCCAUAUAAUCUAUACUUUCUCCACACACCCCCAACCUCUACAAUUUCUAGAAUUACUAGAUGGAUAGAAAUGAAUAAAUGUGUCAAUAAUGUGAAGGCGCGUGCACACACACAGACACACACACAGACACACCCACAGACACAGCCCUGGAAGGGCCACAGACAGUUUUUAUUAUUAUUGUACUAAAUCACAAAAUCAUGUAUGGAAUAUUAUUUAGCGCUACAUAACACAUGGAGAAUGUAAUCAGGAAUCAUUAAGAAGGUGUAACCAGAAGCGGGUGUAAACUGUGUAGAAUGCAACCUUGUAACCUUCAGAGAAUGCAGACCAAUUACUGUGAUGUUACUGAAAAUUCGUAUGAAUUAGCACCUUGUCUUGGCUUGGAAGUUUCUGUAUCCGUUAGCUAUCUUAUGUUAGCCUUUCAUGUAUGAAUAUGUACUUAAUUAGCGCAGCUUAUCACUAUUUUGAAGGCCCAGAAUAUUACGUUCUGUAGCUAAUCAUCUCAGGACCAUCUGAAACUGCCAAAACUUGUUAUUGUUACUGUUAGAGAAACCUGUUAGGUUUUGCUCUCCCUCUGUAGUUCUGGGCUCCUCGCCAAAAGUAAAGUAACAAUAUUGCCCAGGUCACGUUUUUCAAAGCGACUAGAUAAUAAAGUAAAUAAUUGGAAGCCUCAUCACACAGGUGCGAUGAAUAUCAGAGGCCAGGAAAAGGAGGCGCAAUGAUAGCAAAUGAUCCAGAAAAAUGAUGCUUGGAAAACCCUCGUGACGAAUAUCCUGAUAAGAGAUAUGAAAAGUGUAUAAAAAUCAGUGUGAUUCGCAAUGGGACACACUCCUGCAGGAUGUCCAGCCUUGGUUGUAACCUCGCUGUUGCAAUACAGAUUCAAUCUGAAAAUCUAUAUAA